Messenger RNA from Olea europaea var. sylvestris, 1056 nucleotides. RefSeq names its product protein RKD1-like. The record is from RefSeq and is a predicted model, not a curated record. Lineage: Eukaryota; Viridiplantae; Streptophyta; Magnoliopsida; Lamiales; Oleaceae. Gene Ontology annotation, molecular function: DNA-binding transcription factor activity. The transcript has 4 exons. The coding region runs from base 1 to 1056 and encodes 351 amino acids.
AUGGCCCUUGGACUCUGUGAAGCUUUGUGGUUGAAACUUCUCUUGCAAGAUUCUGGUUAUCAAUCUACACAACCAAUUCGACUAUACUAUGAUAAUAAAGCAACAUGUGAUAUUGCCCAUAACCUAGUUCAACAUGAUCGCACGAAGCAUGUUGAGAUAGACAGAUUUUUCAUUAAGGAAAAAUUGGAGGAAAAAAUUGUUGAAUUACCUAAGAUACGAUCUGAAGACUCUGACAUUCUUACCAAACAUGAUCAGUUGCCCAUUCAAGAAACUGCUUUUGAUGCCGUGCCUUCAAUGGAAAUGUUUCUGCAUAAUGAUCCUUUAUACUCAAGUUUGAACCUUGAACCAGACCAGAUCCUAAUUCCAGAGAAUUUCUUCUGCGAUUAUGGAAGUGCGAUGGGAAGGUUUGAAACUGGGAAUCAGCAGUUACUAUUGGAGAAUACUAAUAAAGAUAUAACUGUAGAGGAGCCUGUGCAGGAUAUGAAGAGAGUUAAAAGGCAUAGAGAAGUAAAAACCCAUACAAGUAAUUGCAAAAUCUUAUCAAAGGAAGCAAUUUCUAAGUAUUUUUACAUGCCAAUUACAAAAGCAGCAAGGGAACUUAAUGUGGGAUUAACCCUUUUGAAGAAAAGGUGCAGAGAAUUAGGAAUUAGAAGGUGGCCACACAGGAAGUUGACAAGUCUACAAACCCUAAUCAAGAAUGUCCAGGAGUUACGGCAGGAGGAAGGUGAAGGGAAGUUGAGAGAUGCAAUACAGAUUUUAGAGCAAGAGAGGAAAUUGAUGGAAGAGGUUCCUGAUUUGCAAUUGGAGGACAAAACUAAGAGACUGAGGCAAGCGUGUUUUAAGGUAAACUACAAGAAGAGAAAGCUCAUGGCUGGAAUGCCAUCAAUGAUAUCGAAAUCGAAAUCUGCAGGCUCUAGUGGUGAUAAUCCAGCAGCAAGUGUUGAAAUGAAUGCUUUAGAUUGUGGUGGAUCUAGGGUUGAAGAUGAAUAUGAUGAUGAUGAGAUAAAAUCUCUCUUGUGUUACUAUUUUUCUUCCAGCAGUGACACGAUCUUUUGA